Miscanthus lutarioriparius is the source of this 552-nucleotide messenger RNA. Lineage: Eukaryota; Viridiplantae; Streptophyta; Magnoliopsida; Poales; Poaceae. The record is from the annotation of a GenBank genome assembly.
AUGAUGUAUCCUCGCUUCACACGCGCAGCAGCCCUGCUGGCGGCCAUUGUUGUUGUGCUCCAGCUGCUGCAGCUGGCCGCGGCCGUCCGCCCCGCUCCCGCCGUCGCCGGCGCCAGCGACAUGCAGCACCUGCACUUCUUCAUGCACGACGGGUACCCCACCGCCGUGCUGAUCGUGAACGGCAGCACGGCGGCUCCGGUGCUCCCCGGCAACCGUCGGUUCGGCGACACGAUGGUGAUGGACGACGUGCUGACUGAGGGGCCGAGCCGGGCGUCCAGGCCCGUGGGCCGCGCGCAGGGGACCUACGUGCUGGCGUCCCUGGAGGAGGCCCGCCCCGCGUUGCUGCUGUCCAUGAACCUCGUGCUCGCCGACGGCAGCACGGUGGCGGUGAUGGGCCGGAACGACGUCAUGGCGCCCGUGCGCGAGCUCUCCGUCGUUGGCGGCACCGGCCGGUUCCGCAUGGCCACGGGGUACGUGCUCUGGAAGACGGCCAGCUGGCGCGCCGACAACGCCGCCGUGCUCGAGCUCGAUGUCUUCCUGCGUGCCUCAUGA